Messenger RNA from Amaranthus tricolor (Joseph's coat), 4186 nucleotides. Its product is annotated as AP-2 complex subunit alpha-1-like. Gene Ontology annotation, cellular component: AP-2 adaptor complex; membrane coat. Gene Ontology annotation, molecular function: clathrin-cargo adaptor activity. Lineage: Eukaryota; Viridiplantae; Streptophyta; Magnoliopsida; Caryophyllales; Amaranthaceae. The coding region runs from base 309 to 3356 and encodes 1015 amino acids. The transcript is spliced from 27 exons. The record is from RefSeq and is a predicted model, not a curated record. Gene Ontology annotation, biological process: intracellular protein transport; clathrin-dependent endocytosis.
UAGAAAAUUAAAAAAAUAGGAGAAACCAAAGAAAAGUCGCGACCUGCUGUAAUUCUCCCUCUUCGACGGCCCUUCCUUUGCCAAAUACUCCUUUUCUACCUCUCUUUCUCUCUCUCUCUCUAGAUCACAGUCCUCCAUUGUCGACCUCUACAAAAUCCUCCAUUAUUCUGCACUUCAAACCUCCAAUUUUCUUCCUUUUUUCUCUCUCCUCCAUACACUCUACUACGAUCCUUAUAGAGGAGAGAGAAAUCCUUUAUUUUUCUCAGAUUAGUUUCUCUACUCUCUCUCCUCUUUGGAUCUGACUAGCUAUGGCGCUUUCCGGCAUGAGAGGUCUUUCUGUUUUCAUAAGCGACAUUCGGAAUUGUCAGAAUAAAGAACAAGAACGUUUGAGGAUCGAUAAGGAACUCGGUAAUAUUCGUAACAAAUUCAAAAAUGAUAAGGGUUUAUCUCCAUAUGAGAAAAAGAAAUACGUUUGGAAAAUGCUAUACAUAUUUAUGCUUGGUUAUGAUGUUGAUUUUGGUCAUAUGGAAACUGUUUCUUUGAUAUCUGCACCAAAGUAUCCAGAGAAGCAGGUUGGUUAUAUUGUGACGGCUUGUUUACUCAACGAGAAUCAUGAUUUCUUACGGCUAGCAAUAAAUACCGUGCGCAAUGAUAUUAUUGGACGUAAUGAAACUUUCCAAUGCCUUGCCCUGACAUUGGUUGGUAAUAUUGGUGGAAGGGAGUUUGCAGAAUCGUUAGCGCCUGAUGUACAGAAGCUACUGAUGUCAAGCAGUUGCAGGCCUUUGGUGAGAAAGAAAGCUGCUCUAUGCCUUCUUCGUUUGUAUAGGAAAAAUCCAGAUGUUGUGAAUGUAGAUGGCUGGUCAGACCGAAUGACACAGCUUUUAGAUGAACGUGAUUUGGGUGUUCUAACAUCUGCUAUGAGCCUGCUGGUUGCUUUAGUAUCCAAUAACCAUGAUGCAUACUGGAGUUGUGUUCCUAAAUGUGUGAAAAUUCUGGAAAGACUGGCUAGAAAUCAGGAUGUUCCUCAAGAGUACACAUAUUAUGGCAUUCCAUCACCGUGGCUUCAGGUUAAGGCUAUGAGGGCCCUUCAAUAUUUUCCUACUAUUGAGGAUCCCAAUACCCGGAGAUCAUUGUUUGAGGUUUUGCAACGCAUAUUAAUGGGAACAGAUGUUGUUAAAAACGUAAACAAGAACAAUGCUUCGCAUGCUGUUCUUUUUGAAGCUCUUGCCCUUGUUAUGCAUCUUGAUGCUGAAAAGGAAAUGAUGUCUCAAUGUGUUGCUCUGCUCGGGAAGUUUAUUGCCGUUCGUGAGCCAAACAUACGAUACCUUGGUUUGGAAAAUAUGACUCGGAUGUUGAUGGUCACUGAUGUGCAGGACAUCAUAAAAAGGCAUCAAGCUCAGAUAAUCACCUCACUUAAGGAUCCUGAUAUCAGUAUUCGGAGGCGUGCUCUUGAUUUGCUUUAUGGAAUGUGUGAUGUUUCAAAUGCAAAGGAUAUUGUUGAGGAAUUAUUACAGUAUCUUAGUACAGCGGAAUUUGCAAUGCGAGAAGAAUUGUCCCUUAAAGCUGCCAUACUUGCAGAGAAGUUUGCGCCUGAUUUGUCAUGGUAUGUGGAUGUUAUCCUUCAAUUGAUUGAUAAAGCAGGUGAUUUUGUUAGUGAUGACAUAUGGUUUCGUGUGGUACAAUUUGUUACAAACAAUGAAGACUUGCAACCUUAUGCUGCAGUGAAGGCCAGAGAGUAUCUUGACAAACCUGCUAUACACGAGACGAUGGUUAAGGUUAGUGCUUAUAUACUUGGAGAGUUUGGCCACCUGUUGGCUAGAAGACCUGGUUGCAGCCCCAAGGAACUUUUUGGCCUUAUCCAUGAGAAGCUUCCGACAGUAUCAACUUCUACUAUUCCUAUAUUGCUAUCAACAUAUGCUAAGAUUUUGAUGCAUGCUGAACCUCAAGAUGCGGAAUUGCAGAAUUUAAUUUGGUCAGUGUUCCACAAAUAUGAGAGUUGCAUUGAUGCAGAGAUACAACAACGUGCUGUAGAGUAUUUAGCUUUGAGUAACAAAGGUGCUGCUUUGGUGGAUAUAUUGGCCGAAAUGCCAAAGUUCCCUGAGCGACAGUCUGCUCUAAUAAAAAAAGCGGAAGAUGCUGAAGUUGAUACUGCUGAGCAAAGUGCUAUCAAGUUACGAACGCAACAGCAGACUUCAAAUGCCCUUGUUGUUACUGACCAACUGCCAACCAAUGGAACUCCUUCAGUUGGACCUCUUACCCUUGUGAAAAUGCCUAGCAUGAGCACUAAUGCGGACCAUCAAGGUACACAAAGAGAAUUACCUCAAUCAAAUGGAACUAUGAGUGAAAUGGAUACGCAACAGGCUGCUCCAUCUUCAGAUCUUCUUGGAGAUCUUUUGGGUCCUCUUGCUAUUGAGGGUCCUCCUGGUGUGGCCGUGCAAUCAGAGCAAGGAUUGGUACCAGGAGCUGAAGGUGCUUCAACUGCGAUGGAUGCUUUGGCACUUGCACCAGUAGACGAGCAAACUAAUGCUGUGCAGCCCAUAGGAAAUAUUGCGGAACGUUUUCAAAAUUUGUGUCUCAAGGAUAGUGGUGUGCUAUAUGAGGAUCCUAACAUUCAGAUUGGAAUCAAAGCGGAAUGGCGAGCCCAUCAUGGGCGCAUGGUCCUUUUCUUAGGAAACAAGAACACUGCACCACUUGAUUCAGUUCAAGCUCUAAUCUUACCUCCUGCCUAUCUGAAAAUGGAACUUUCACUGGUACCUGAGACAAUACCUCCACGGGCACAGGUGCAAUGUCCACUUGAACUUGUAAAUCUGCGUCCAAGUAGAGAUGUUGCUGUGCUUGACUUCUCAUAUAAGUUUGCAACCUCCAUGGUGAAUGUAAAGCUUCGUCUUCCUGCUGUCCUGAACAAAUUUUUGCAGCCCAUAUCUGUGACUGCAGAAGAAUUUUUCCCUCAAUGGCGAUCACUUUCAGGACCACCUUUGAAGCUCCAGGAAGUGGUUAGAGGUGUUAGACCUAUGCCAUUAUUAGAGAUGGCAAAUCUGUUCAAUAUGUAUCACUUGAUGGUUUGUCCUGCACUUGAUCCAAAUCCUAAUAAUUUAGUGGCAUGUGCAACGUUUUGUUCAGAAGGCACUAGGGCCAUGCUAUGCUUGAUAAGAAUAGAAACAGAUCCAGCAGACAGAAGUCAGCUACGAAUGACAAUUGCAACUGGAGAUCCUGCUCUGACUUUUGAGCUGAAAGAAUUUGUCAAAGAACUACUCGUUCCCCUCCCAGCAACACCAGCUCCUCCAGCACCUGCUCAGUCUACUAGCCCCAUAUCAGCAUUGACAGAUCCUGGAGCUAUGCUUGCUGGUUUGCUGUGAAAUGGAUGUAGUUUAUAUGUUUAGUUGAUCUCUUUGUUAAUAUACUUGUACAAUUGAUUUACAGCUAAGCCCAUUUCUACUUAUCGAGCAAAGAGAUGAUGCUUAACUCACGCCUGGGCUGGCUGAAGUAAGAAUGAGGUAACUUGUGAUAAGCUGCAUCCUUGGCUAUAGAAGGGGUGAGUGGGGCAUGCAGGAUAGGUAUAUUCUUUCACAAUUUCGAGGUUCAUUGCGAGAUUUCUUUCGGCUUAGUAUUCUCCCUCUUGAUUUUGUUUUCUUAUUUCUCUGCUUAGGAUGAAUUUAUUGGUGUUGGUUCUUGUAAUAUUUGUAGUGAUAGCCUGUAAAAGUGCAUUGCAUUCUCUAUUUUUCUUAUCCCUUAAUUUUUCGGGUGAAAAGGGUUUUGUAAGUGGGAAAAGAGUGAAUUAGAAUGAAUAUUUUUCAUUAAACGUUGUCGAGCAUAAAGUUGUAUCCAGUAAAAUACAACAUUGUUGGUAUUAUAUUGUUUGGUAUUGUAGAUGAACCUUAUAAGGAUGAGUUCAUUAACCAAUUCUAUGGUGCAAAAAAUGAAGCCUUUUCGACAACCAUCUUUGUUGUAACCCCAAUGGUCUAAACAAAAACGACAUAAUACAGAUGGCAAAAUCAAAAGGAAUGAACAUAAUUUGUGGGGUUGAAGGAACUAUGAGAUGCGUUAAUAUAACUAAGUCUAUUUGGGUUUAAUAUAACCAAGUCUAUUUUUCUAAUUUAUUACUUCAAGGCUUUUAUUGAUCGAUUAAGACUAUAUAGACUUAAUAUUUUAAGUUUAUAAUUUGUCAUAGUAAAUUGUAAUUGACCAU